UGCGGGAGGGGAGCGGAGGAGGCGGAUCUCUUCCCGUUCCCAUCCCCGAUCCCGCCGUGCGAGUGCGGGGCUGGCGGCGGCGGGGUGGCCAUGGCCUCCAUGGCGGCGGCGAUCGCCGCCUCCCGCACGGCGGUGAUGAACGGGAACCGGCCGCUGGACGAGCGGGAGCGCAAGCGGUUCAGCUACUUCUCCUCGCUGAGCCCCAUGGCGCGCAAGAUCAUGGCGGAGAAGGAGCGGAUCCGCGAGCGCUACGGGCCCGAGUGGGAGCGGCUGCCGCCCCGCCAGCAGGACGAGAUCAUCGACAAGUGCCUGGUGGAGCCGCACGUCCAGGCCCGCUACGCCGCGCACCGCGGCACCUCCCGCCCGCCCGCGCAGCCCCCCUCCUACCCCAGCCUGCGCCUCAACACCGGGCAGAAGGUGGUGCGCUUCGGAGACGAGGACAUAACUUGGCAAGAUGAACACUCAGCUCCGUUCUCCUGGGAAACGAAGAGUCAGAUGGAGUUCAGCAUUGCAUCUCUCUCCAUACAAGAGCAAGGUGGUGCCCAGCUGCAGAACGAACAGAGGCAGCCUGUCAAAGCAGCAGCUGGUGCCCAAGCCCCUAAGUCUUCUCAGGCCAGUAAGACCCCUGGCUCUGAUGGGUUGAUACCAUCCAGAAAGGAAGAGGAGUCGUCCUUCUGGAAGAUAAACGCAGAGCGCUCGAAGUUUGAAGGAGACAAGUCUGAGUUCCAGUCCCUGACCCCCAGCCAGAUCAAGUCCAUGGAGAAAGGAGAGAAGCCCCUUCCCUCUUUUUACAGACAAGAGUCUGCUCCAAAGGAGACGACCAAAGCUGAGAAGCCCAGCAUAACUAAACCAGAGAAGUCUGUCGCCCCCAGCCUACCUUCUGUAUCUCUGGAAUGGGAGAAACCUCGACCCACUCAACUCCCUACUACUUCUCUAGAUGACUUCUUUCUUCCUGAUCCACCACAGGAUCUGGCAUCUUCUAGGACAAACAAGGAAGAUACUGAUGGUACUGUACUUACAGACCCACAAAUGCCUGGACAGACUAGUACAAGCAAUGUUAUCUUGAAGACUGGCUUCGAUUUUCUAGACAACUGGUAAAAGAUACUUCAAAACAGAUCAAACCAAUUUUGGGGAAGGAGUGGAAUACCUUUCUCCUUGUAUGUUAAUUUACUAGCAUUUGUGUCUUUUUCUAGAAGUAACUUUCAAAACUCUUAAAUGUUGCCUUUGUAUAAACUUUUGUAAUACCGUAUGCGUUUUUGUUUUUUUUUAAACAGUGAUAGAAGUGUGGUUUCAUUUGGAUAUUUUUUUAAUAUCUGUUAAAAUUUUUAGUAGCUACUGUGUUGAGAGGAUGGAGGAAGUUACUGUACACAUGUUAAAGAAACAGAAAUGAGAGUCUCUGUAUCCUGGAAAUGGAACCUACAGGACCAGAUUGCUGUUUUCAGGGGAAACCUGGCUAGCAUGGCUUGUAAGAAAUAGUGUUGCACGUGCAGUGGUUCCCACCAUGCUUCAGAUAGCUGGCAAAAAGCAGUAUGAAAAGCAAGCAUCCAGAAUUGCAUUGAUUUGUAGAUUUUGUUUAGUUUGAAAGUAUCUCUUGUACCACUUACUGAAGACACUUCUGAAGAAGGCAAAGGCAUUGCCAAAAUGAUGGAUCCAGAAAAGCACUGUGCUUGUACCCUACAAAUCUGCUAAAAUAACUUAAGAAUGUUAGAAAAAUGACAUGGGGAAAUGAUGUUUCUGGUCUUUGGAUUGAAGACUUGGGGGUGGGUAGAAGGGAGUGGGACAACACCUAACAAAUUGGAGAAAUUCUUCAGGGAACACAAUUUCACUGCCUCCUUACUAGAGCAUAACUCUUCAUAAUGCUAGUGCUGGAACUACAGCACUGAGAAUUUCUGGAGUGUAGAUCACCUUUGUGUCAGUAAACCACUAUGUUUAUGGGAGGUCCCAGCAGCGUGAGGCUUUUUGGUUUUUUAAGCAGCUUGUCGUCUCAAGGACUCAUCAACUUUGGUGCUUUUUCCUCCUUGUGGGUUCAUCCUCUUUAGUGUUCAACAUCUGGGUUACAUUUUUUCCUAAGGUGCAGAGAGGCAUCUCAAGGUGGCCCUUGGCAGUGUUGCCUCCAGUUCUGCUUUUGAAUGAUCUUUGGUGUUUAAAAUGUAGAGAACAAGAGUAGCUGUCAUUUGGAUCUGUUGUCUCUGAAAUGCAGCAUGAUUUACACACUGAUUCUCACUGUGUUUACCUCACCUUGAAGCCUUAAUUCCCCUACGCACAGCCAGUGACUGGUCUGCUCCAAUGCCAAAGGUUCGACUUCUCCCUUUACCUCAGCAAUAGUCCCAUAGCAUUUGUUUGGGGUACAAGGCAAAACACAGGGCUCUAAUGGGUCCCAGACAAGGCUGUAAGAAGGUCACCAUCUCCUAAGCCAUAGUUGUGCUAGACUUCUCAUGGAUUAGCACUUGACAUUUGGUUCAGUGCCAGGGGCAGUUAAAUGUGCAGAAUUGGAUGCGGCAGAAUUUUUUCUGCUUGUUACAGGAAGAGUUUGCAAUGUCCUGGAAGAAUCCUUGCCUCUAAUGGGUGUGCUGCUUGCUCUGAACGAGCAGAGUAUGCUGAUAGAGCAUUAAAAUUUACUUGUUGGGCAAGGAAAAUGCUGUUAGCAUAAUCCCCCCACUCUUGCUCCCACACCCCACUGAAAAAAAAAAUAAAAAAUAAAAAGAACUACCGAGGCCAAAACCUCCACUUUUUCUAGUGUUUUCUCAAGAGGUUCCUUAGCUAAACAGUAAAACUGCCACAAAGUAGAAGUCAUUGUAUAGCAUACCCUUAUGUAUAGGCUUCUGAAAGCUUCUUUACAUUCUUCUUGAGAUGUACAAACUCCUGUAGUUCAUGGAUAUUGUCUCUGUGUUCAGCAGUUCAGAAAAUAAUUGUUGUUACCAUCCUGGACUUUACCGCUGUUUUUUUCCUUUGUAGCAUUUGCUACAAGCAUCCAGAAUUAAUACAGCUUAGAACACAAAUUCUUUAGGUGUGUGAUUAAUACUGACUUGCACCUUCCUUUUAAGGCUAAGAAAUGUUAAUCUUGGGGUUUACAGUUACCAGUGAAUCUGAUUUUCUGUACAUUCAGCUGCUGAAAAGUAGUAAAUCCAAAAUGAAGAUGCACAUUCUAAUCUUAUUCUGAUUUGUGGAGAUCUGAAAACAAAGUCUCCUACUGUCAAGGAGCGUUACUUUAAAUCUCUGGUAAUACCUUAAAGCUUCUUAGGGAAGAACCUGGGCUGCCUGUCUCUUCCAUCGGCUAACUCAACCCUAAUACACAUUGGGACCAGCUGGUAGAACAUGCUGCAGAACUUUUUACUUAUCCUGGUAGGUUUUUCCUGUGCUUUGACAAGAGUUGAUGCUCCUUCUUUCUUGAAUAUGUUUUUAUUAAACAUUCUUACAAAAACGAAAUUGUAUUUGGUCACAUUUUAUAUUAACAAUGUUUUAAUAAAGUCACUUUAAAUAGAACUGUCAA
Messenger RNA from Parus major (Great Tit), 3490 nucleotides. It is a transcript of the gene C3H1orf198, whose product is annotated as chromosome 3 C1orf198 homolog. The coding region runs from base 91 to 1098 and encodes 335 amino acids. The transcript has 4 exons. The record is from RefSeq and is a predicted model, not a curated record. NCBI's taxonomy places the organism in Eukaryota, Metazoa, Chordata, Aves, Passeriformes, Paridae.